AUGAAAUUUGCAAUAAGUGAAAUAAAUUCUGCACUUAAAGAAGCAGUAGGAAAGGGAUAUAAAGUUCCUCCACUAAAUGUUGUUAUUUUGGAGGCUGGACCAGCACCAAACACCAAUCUUGUAACAUAUAAAGCCUGUGAAAUGUAUAUAGAGGACUUAGAAUUAAAUCAAGGAGAAUCUUUGGACAUUGCUUGUAAUGAAGCCAUUUUUCGAAGACUUACAGAUUUUUCUAAUAAUCAGCUAAAAUUAAAUCCUAUUCUUGGUCAGUGGUAUACUAGUAAAGAUAUAUGCAGUGCUCUAAUAUCUGCCUUCUCUGGAUAUAGGUUAUUUGGAUUAGCAUCUACACUUGGCAAAAAGUAUCUGGAAAAGCUUCAGGAUGUUGUCAAUUACAAAGCAAUAUUUCACAUUUUUGAGCAUAUCUGA
This is a messenger RNA of Dentiscutata heterogama, 423 nucleotides long. The record is from the annotation of a GenBank genome assembly. NCBI's taxonomy places the organism in Eukaryota, Fungi, Glomeromycota, Glomeromycetes, Diversisporales, Gigasporaceae.